AUGCCACAGUUUAGAGGCUGUGGCCCGAUGGUAAAGUUUAUUUGUAUCUUUGAUCGCCUUUUCGAUGUUCUCAAUUCUAGAAAUCCGAAGGCAAACAGUUUCAAGGCACCAAUCAGAAAGACGAACUAUCAGUUCAUGAAGAAGUUUCUAAAUGAUGCCUGUGAGUACAUUAAAGGUCUGAAAGGGCCAGAAGGCCAAUCGAUGCUUAAGUCGAAACGUAAAACAGGUUUUCUAGGUUUCCUCGUGUGUGCCGAGGCAGUUCAAGGAUUAGCGAAAGAUCUCGUGUCUGGAGAGAACCCGGUCCUGAAGUAUGUUCUGACAUACAAGAUGAGUCAGGAUCACUUGGAGUUAUUCUUCGGUGCUGUGCGGGCAGCUGGGGGAUGGAACAACAAUCCUACGGGCGAUGCAAUUCAGGUCUGCGUACAAGCAACUGUUGAUGAGAUACAACAUCACAGGAGGACGAGGAAACUGUGUUCCUCAAGACGAUACCGAAAUGCUGAGCAAUGUUGAAGAUAAAACUAGCAACAAAUCGUCAACUAUCGAAAUCGAGGAGGUGAAGAUAUGACUUGGCUUUGAGAGAUGAGCCAGCUGCAACUGAUUAUGAUUACUGUGAUGUUCCCAAUGUCUUGGAACUAUCUGAAUUUAAGACAUCAGCAAUAUCGUAUGUUGCUGGUUACGUUGUAAGAAUGGUGGAAAGAAAAAUCAACUAUUUGAAAUGUUUGGCCGCAUUGACAACGUCCAAAGAUAAGAUUCCCGACCUGUUCGUGGUGUGGAAAUCCAAUGGUGGUCUAAAGUUGCCCUCUCCAGGGCUGCUGAAGAUCUGUGAAUAAACUGAGAAAUGUGUGAUGAGAAUGUUAAACGUUAAUCAGGGUGGACUACCACAUGGCACGGGACUGCCAGACGCAAUCGCCUCAACGGUUUUGCAAGCCUGUGUGGAACACGGAGUGUUCAGUUCCUUGAAGCAGCAUUUGUUUGAUACGACUCCUUUGAACAAUGACGUUUUCGCUUUGAUCAAAUGCUGUUCAAAGUGUUAUGUGACAAUUCGCAUGCACCAUUUAGGUAAGCAAAGAAAUGCAAAAAUGCAUGGAAAGUUAGUACGUAAAGAGUUUUCGAAACUUACGCUGUUCAAAGGACAGUAAGUUUGCGAAGAUUGUCAUGUUACUGCACAUUUUAUAUGUGUUCGAGAUUUGACCGUGAUUGUAAUGAUACUGCACAUAUUUUAUGUGUUCGAGAAUUACCGUGAAAUGUUAGCGAGUCAAUGAUACUGCGCAUUUUACGAUGUGUUUGAGAGAUUGACACCAUGCAUACAUGGUUCGCUAAGAAUAAUAAGUAAAAUACUAGGUAAGUAAUAAAUUAAAAAUAAGCUUUUCGUCUCUUUAUAAAAGUUACAUGUUAUGCCGUGUUUAAUGCAUAAAUAUCACUUACUGUAUACCUUUAGGAAAACCUGGAUAUACAAUUAAAGAUUAUGACAGCCUACUGAACUGGAAAACAAACAAAUUAACACACUACAUGAUGUCCGCGAGCAUCACCAUCAUUUCGACUAAAACUACAGUCAACGUACUUAUCCUUCACUUCCGUCGGUAUGUGCAUGUAAAAUACAGUAGCAUGCAGAUGCAUAAAAACUCACCAUGUAAAAUAACAAUUAACGUUCGUCAGUAACUAAUUUUUUGGGGUUUUUUCUCAGGCAUUUGCAUAUGAAAAAUACUACCUGUCAUUCAACCAUUCAACACUACAAAAUCUAACUAUACCGGAACCUGCAAUGAAGCAUGCUAUAGUAAUAUACCCCCAUGAAAACUUUUAUAACAAAAGAUGAACAGUCAUUAAUAGGUUGAGCCGUAAAAGUCAAAUUAAAUAAUGAAAUAAGACAUAUUAGUUGAUUAUGCUUUUUAUCGUAUAUGCAUAUAGAUUCUACAAGUCGCCAGAAUUAAGUGGAUUGAUUGAAUGAUUUAACAGAUGUAUAUAUAUAUUAUGGUGGGCAUUUUAUCGGUAAGUUGGUAAUUUACAUUUUGUCCUGUUUCGAGACGUAAACCUAAAAAAACUCUAACACCAUAGCAUAGUGACCGAGUACGCGUUCUAUAUUCUAUUACUUCUAUUUUCUAUGAGACCUCGGAAAGAGACUGGGUAUGACUUUGUAUUUGUUUGAAUUGCAAGGUGGGAAAAUUGAUUUUUUUGUGGAGAAAGCUAGUUUUAAAUAGAAUAUAAACAAGGUAAAAAACAAAAACUUAGUUUAUACUAUUAUAUAUUGGUAAAAAAAAACACGUAAAAUUACUCUAGUGCAUUACUCUUAUGUGGUAAAAAACAAACCUAUAAUUUCUUUCAACUACGAAAUUAGUUUGAAGUUAUUAAACUAUAUUUUGUAUAUAAUAUACGCGAAUAUAAAUUCAGCUCGUCAAACGUUUUAUAAUAUGGAAACUACUUCUAAUUUACGGUGUUUUCCAAUUAUAGGAAAGCAAGAGUGAGAAAAGUAAGAAAGUUUGCUUUUACUGUUAGUUCAUGUCAUUUAAAAUAAUUUAGUAAGGUAAAUUUCCCAUGGCGAAUACUCGACCACACAUACAUGUAUGUUUCCGCUCGAUAUUUUCUAAACACUAUUGCAAUUGCGUUUUUAGUGGAAAAACGUGAAACAGGGGAAGAAGGUAAUAUAUAAACUCCGAUGAAAAUUAUUUAUUAAUGGUAUUUAUUAGCUAAUUGUUGUAAAAUCAUUCAUUACUGUAGAAGAGCAAAGGCCAAUGAUUGAUGGUGAAAAGGAAGGUAAAGGCUUUUUUCAUAUUUUAAACCAUGCAUGUAUUCUUAUUUAUUAUUUACAGAACAAGUAGAUAACAAAACACAUAGACUCAUAGUAUAGUUUUCCUCAAAUUGUUUUUUUUUAACUUACCAGAUACUGAAAGAAAUGAGGAAAAUGGUAAUACUAUAACUGUUUAUUUUGUCAUACUUUACAAGGAAAACAUGUGCCUAAAAGUUUUAAAUCUUACUCACAAAACAUUUUUAUUCUUAGGUGAUGAUGAUGAUACAGAUGGUAAAUAGUCUUGACAGUAUAAAAUUUGCUACAUAAUAGCAAGUUAUAUAGUGGCAUGUAAAUAUGUAACCUCUUGUUCACAUCCAAUGCUUCAUAUUUUAAUUGAAAAGCCCUUUUCCACAACUUUACCUUUAGCACAACUAAAAAUUAAUAUGAUUGCAGCAUUUCAUAAUUCAUACCAUACCAAUACAUGUUUUAUUAAUUGUUUUAGGUGUAAAAGAGCGAAGAAGAGGUAAAAAAGCAACCCAAAAAUUUGAACAAUAUUAG
Molecule: messenger RNA, 3280 nt
Organism: Paramuricea clavata
Lineage: Eukaryota; Metazoa; Cnidaria; Anthozoa; Malacalcyonacea; Plexauridae
Source: the annotation of a GenBank genome assembly